Molecule: messenger RNA, 2884 nt
Organism: Odocoileus virginianus texanus
Lineage: Eukaryota; Metazoa; Chordata; Mammalia; Artiodactyla; Cervidae
Source: RefSeq, a predicted model, not a curated record
CUGUCCCCUCCCAGGGAUCCUGCAGGGGCCUCCUCUUUCAGCUUCUGCCCUUAAAAGGGGGCGAUCAUCUGUCCACCCCUAUUCCCUCCCUGAGAUGCCCUGAAAGGCUCCCCAUCAGCAUCAGACACAGCAUCCUUGUUCAUUUCCAAUCCCUUCUUCCCUACUUGGAACCUGCUCACCAGUCUCCCAGGCCAGGAGCAUCCUGCUCAGAGCUGGAUCUUUCUCUGAUGGGUCCUCAGUGAAGACCACUGCUGUCCUGGUGACUGUGACCUGCCUGACCAUCACAACACCAUGUCCGCCCGGUGGGCACCCCCGGACCCGGACGUCAUGGCCAUCAUGUGCCUCUGCCUCCGCCUGCCGCAGCUGUUCUCCAUGUGUGUGGCCAUCUCCCUGGUGGCCGGCAGGGCCACUGAGCGGGGAGCCGUAGGAAACUGGUCCAUGUCCAUCUGGUGCUUCUGUUUUGCCAUGACCCUCAUGGUAUUCAUUGUUGAGUUCUAUGGCUUCCACUCCCACUUUCCGUUUUUCUGGUUCAACUUCCCCGUGACCUAUGCCUGCUAUGCCACCCUCCUCUGCCUCUCGGCCUCCAUCACCUACUCCAUCACCUACGUCCAGUUUCUGCCUGGUGGUCCUUACCGGGACCGGGUCAUCGCCGCCUCUGCCUUCUCCUGUGUCGCAUCAGUGCUGUAUGCCAUAGAUGUGGCCUGCACGUGGGUUGCCUAUGGGUUCAAGGAGAUCCCCUGCUAUGUGCACACCAUGCCAGGCCUGCUGAAGGUGCUGGAGACCUUUGUGGCCUAUGUCAUCUUUUCCUUCAUCAUCAACACCUCCCUGUACCUGCACCAGCUGGCCCUGGAGUGGUGUGUGGCCGUGUACUCCAUCUGCUUCAUCCCAGCAGCCCUGGCCAUCCUGCUGAACCUGGGUGAAUGGGAAUACAGGCUGCCCAGACCGUAUCCCAUUUUCCAGCUUGUGCUCACCCUGCUCUCUGUCCUCCUCUACAUCAGCGCUCUGGUCCUCUGGCUGCUCUACCAGUUCUACGAGGAGUUCGGCGGGCAGCCCCAGAGGUCCAGUGAUGGGGACUGCAGGGACGAGCUCACCUACGACAUGUGCACCUGGGACCAGCGACUGGCUGUGGCCAUCCUGACAGCCAUCAACUUGCUGAUUUACGUGGCUGACCUGGGGUACUGGGCCCGCCAGGUCUCUGUAGGGACUGAGGACCAGCCCAGGGACUCCUGAUCCUCUGCUCACAGGAGGUAUCCUCACUGAGCUCUGGUGUUCUCUGAUGCCCUCUUCCUGGCUCUCUCUCCCUCCUCACAUCCUUCCCCAUUCAUCUUACUCUCUUUUCUGUUUCCUUCUCUCCUUCUACUCUGUUUCCUUCCUGCUUACUGUAGUUUCCCACAUCCUGUUUUGCUUCUUUCUCUCAUCUUUUCUACGUUUUCUGCUUUUUGCCCGUUUUCUGGUCAUCCUUGGUUUUCUCGUUUCCUGUGUCCUGAUCACCUCUCCCCAUUUUCCUUCUUCUGAUCCAUCAGGACCUGAUACUCCUUCCUUCUCUGCCCACCCCACCCCCGCCCCCCGCGUCCUAAGGUGCUGACUCCACAGCACAAAGCCUUCUGUGUGAUUCAGCCCCCCAUCUCCCAUGGGAGGGGAGUGUACAGGGCACCUUCACUUUAAUUUAAACUAAAAUUUCUGGAGGUCUAUAAUUUUCAGUGGCAGGAGUUUUGAAGCAGAGACCCUGGGUCCCUGGGUCCCACCUAGUGGUCCAGGUCGGGUGAUCCAGCCCCACUUGAGGUUGGUUCCAGAAUUUUUUCAGGCUCACUAAACACCUGCUGCCUAGAGGCCAUCUUAGAGGAAGCCAGGGGUAGAAUACUGUCCAUCCCAGCUACUCUCUGGGGAAUCAAAGUAGGAGCUGGUGACACAGAGACUCACAGACAGCUGUCUGCAGUGUUGGUGAGGGGCAGCGAUGUGGCCCUCCCGCCUCAGUGAUCAAAACAGCAGGUCCUGCCUCUGCAGGGAGAAGAGCAUGGCCACUGCAGCCUUAAGGUGACGUUAGCCUGGGAGUUUUUUUCUUUUCUUUUUUUGCUAUCUUCUGGUCAGGAGGGCAAAAAUGAACUGGGUGACUCUGUUCUUAAAGGGGAAAUUUCUGUUUAAGUUCUCUUGGGCAGGUUUCUUUGUAGGGAGUGGGGGUUGCUGCUUCCAUUGUCAAAGAAACUGCAUUGCUUGAAUGUGAGAGGGCACACACGUGUGUGUUUCUGUGUGCUGACCACUUUCUGCUGCAGCUUCUUGAUUCUCUGGGACUCAGACACAACGUGGUCUAUAAAAUACAUAUAAUUUAAAUUUUUUUCUGGCGCUUCUGGUUCCCAAAGAUCCUGCUGUCAAUUGUAGAGAAAACCCUCAUCCCUUCUCAAUUUAUAAUGUCCUUUUUAACCUCAGCAUAAAAAUGAAAGAAAAUAUACCCCCCCCAAAACAAAAUCUGCAUACUCUAAUUGCCCCAGAUUUGCCUAGAGCUCAGAACAGUCCUAGCCAAUUUCCACCCUCACCCAAACCUGGGUCUCUGGGAGCACCUCCCACUGACUCCCGCCCACUCCUGAACUAGAGCCUAUGGGUGUGAGCCAGUCUGUGACACAAGAUGUUGGGCCCCACCCCAGUGCCAACUUCCUGUCGCCUAACUCUUAAAGGGGCCAUGACAGCACCUGGAUGCCUCUCUGGAAAGGUAUGUUCCUGUUUGCAUGCUCAGUGCACAUGUGUGUACAUGUGUGUGUGCCCGUGUGCUCCCCUGCAUUGAGACCAACAGCCUUUACAGUUACUGGUGGCAGUGAAGGCCCCACAAGUCUCCAGGUCUCAGCCACAAAGCCUCUGAGUCCAGCAGCCUGGCGUCACCAGGGCCAGAGGG